This is a messenger RNA of Benincasa hispida (wax gourd), 4011 nucleotides long. Its product is annotated as Double Clp-N motif-containing P-loop nucleoside triphosphate hydrolases superfamily protein. The record is from RefSeq and is a predicted model, not a curated record. Lineage: Eukaryota; Viridiplantae; Streptophyta; Magnoliopsida; Cucurbitales; Cucurbitaceae. Gene Ontology annotation, molecular function: ATP binding; ATP hydrolysis activity.
GGAUACGGCAUCUAAUCUAAAGAUCACAAAAUUAUGAACCCAAAAAGCAAAGUUCUAAUUUUUCUCUCUAGUUUUCAAAAAACGAAAGCAAAGCAACCCAUCAGAACAAAAACAGAUUUUUUCUCUCGUUGAAGUUAGAGAAUCAAUGCUCCGAAGGUGUUUUGAUGAAUUGCCCCACUGAACUUCGCCCCCACUCCUCUUAACCGCUGAGCUCAACCACCGCCGUACGCCGGAGCUCCACCAACCUCAAUUAUCCAUUAACAAGAACAAUAACAACAAGAAAAAAACCAGAAUCCAACUCAAACCCAUCCCCUGUUUUGUAUUGGUUUCUUCAUUUGGAUUUUGGGUCUCUCUUUUAUACUCUUCCAUUUCUUUCUUCUCUCUCUGGCCUACAAUAAUCCAAUUAUUUAUUUCCCAAAAGUUGUUGAAGUGAACCAGUCUUUAACCUAUUUCUUUUCCCUUUUCUUUUUUUAAAAUUUCCCAAGAAAAAUCCUUCAACUUCAAUCCCAUCUGUUAAUCUCCCUGUUUUUGACUCUGUUUUCUGUUUAUACAAAAGGGGGUUUCUUAUGCUGGCCGGCGAUGCCGACGCCGGUGAGCGCUGCGAGGCAAUGCUUAACGGAGGAGGCGGCGAGAGCUUUAGACGAUGCCGUUUCCGUCGCCCGCCGCCGCUGCCACGCUCAAACUACUUCUCUUCACGCUGUCUCUGCUUUACUCUCUUUACCUUCCUCUGCCCUUCGUGACGCCUGUUCACGCGCCCGCAGCUGUGCGUACCUUCCACGUCUCCAGUUCCGAGCACUCGACUUGUCCGUCGGCGUAUCUCUCGACCGCCUCCCUUCCUCAAAACCCACUGACGAACCACCGGUUUCCAAUUCCCUUAUGGCUGCCAUUAAACGAUCUCAAGCUAAUCAACGGCGGCACCCAGAAAGCUUCCAUCUCCAUCAGAUUCAUAAUCAGCAACAAACCCCUUCGAUUUUGAAAGUUGAACUCAAGUAUUUCAUCUUAUCGAUUCUUGAUGAUCCGAUUGUGAGUAGGGUUUUUGGGGAAGCUGGGUUUCGAAGCUGCGAUGUUAAAUUAGCGAUAAUGCAUCCUCCUCUUACUCAUCAUCCCUCUCGAUUCUCUCGUUCUGCUCGUUGCCCUCCCAUUUUCCUCUGUAAUCUCACCGAUUCCGAUCUGGGUCACCGGAAUUUUCCCUUCCCCUUUUCUGGUGGGUAUGGAAACGGCGACGACGAUUCCAAUUCCAGACGAAUCGCUGAAAUUCUAGUGAGAAAAACAGGGAGAAAUCCAUUGUUAAUCGGUGUCUAUGCUGCUGAUGCUCUCCAAAGCUUCACUGAUUGUGUUCAGAGAUACAAAUCAGAGAUUCUUCCAGUGGAAAUUUCUGGGUUGAGAGUAAUUUGUAUAGAGAAGGAGAUUUCUGAGUUUGUGAGUGGAAAUGGGAGUAAAGAGAAAAUGAGAUUGAAGUUUGAGGAAGUUUUUGGGAUGAUUCAGAAAUGUUCAGGGCCUAGUAUGGUUGUGAAUUAUGGAGAUUUGAGUGUUUUUCUCACUGAAGUAGAAGAAAAAGAAGAAGAAGAAGAUAAUGGAAUGAGUUUUGUGGUAUCUCAACUGACUGAUUUAUUGAAGCUUUACAAUGGAAAAGUAUGGCUGAUUGGAGCUAUUGGAACUUACAAAAUGCAUGAGAAAUUUCUAGCUAAGUUUCCAGCCAUUGAAAAGGACUGGGAUCUUCAUCUUCUUCCCAUAACUUCCAAGCCUAUGGUUGAUAUGUUUGGAGCUAAAUCUAGCUUGAUGGGAUCUUUUGUUCCAUUUGGUGGAUUUUUUCCUUCACAAUCUAAUUUCCCAAGUCAGUUAAGCAACCCGAAUCAAUUGUUUACUCGCUGUCAUCAAUGCACCGAAAAAUACGAGCAAGAAGUUGCUGCAAUAUGGAAGCCAGGAUCUAGUACCAUCUUUGGUUGUCACUCCGAAAGUUCCUUGCAUAUGCCUGUGACUGAACUUGAUGCAAAAUGCAAGGAAUUUGAUGUGCAUAAGACCAGAGACGAUGGAAGUGCAUUGAGUGAUAAGAUAACUGGCCUACAAAAGAAGUGGAACGAUAUCUGCCGUCUUCAUCAAAGGCAAAUGUUCCCUAAACUCGACAUUUCCCAUACCAGGCAUGGGGUGUCGUUUGAGUCAACUCGAUUUGCUUUAGAUCAUGAAAGAAGUGGUGAAGAACCAUCAUCUGUAACUGCAGAAAGAUUUGUAAUUGGCAAUCCUUGCUUAUCUAGAGACUUGCAAAACAAUUUAAACACAAAGCAGGCCAGGCAGACAUCGGAGAUUUCCGAUUCUCAUACCGAUAAUUUCCAAUCGAAUAUUGUAAUUGGACCCUCUCCGGGUGACGACGAGAGUCUCUGUAUUUUCUCGAAAUCGGUUGUUCCAAAAGGGCAUCUUCACUCUGAUAACCCAUUACCCUCAUCCUUAAUCUCUGUUACCACUGAUUUGGGACUGGGGACAUUGUAUGCAUCUGCCAGUGAGAACAAGAGAAAAGUUGCAGACUUAGAAAGCAAAAAAGUUCACAUUCAACACUUAACAGGCUCGAAUCCAACCGAAUAUAGUAGACCAAGCAACAAUAGUCCGGGCCAAUCCCCCGGUUUCUCUGAUCAGAAUGCUGGACGGGGGCUUGAUAUGAGAGAAUUCAAGUCACUCUGGAAUGCACUGAAUGAAAAGGUUAGCUGGCAAGGUAAAGCCACAAGUUCUAUUGUCGAAACCAUUCUUCGAUGUCGAACUGGUGGUGGAAGGCGCCGUAGCUCGAAUUCGAGGGGAGAUAUUUGGCUAACUUUCCUUGGACCAGACAUGAUGGGAAAGCGGAAAAUUUCCUUGGCACUUGCUGAGUUGAUGUUUGGAAGCAGAGAGAACCUAAUCUCAGUUGACUUUGGCUCACAGGACAGAGAUCGACGAUCAAACUCACUCUUCGACUGCCAAGGUUUAAAUGGUUACGACGAGAGGUUCCGGGGACAAACUGUUGUUGACUAUGUUGCUGGGGAGUUGAGGAAGAAACCAUCCUCGGUUGUCUUAUUAGAGAAUGUAGACAAGGCCGACGUUCGGGCUAAGAGUUGUUUGUCCCAGGCAAUUACGACUGGCAAGUUUCCAGAUUCACAUGGUAGACAAUUUACCAUCAAUAAUACAAUCUUCGUGACAACAUUAAUGAACAAAACGGUCAAGAAAAUUUCGAAUCUAGAUGGUGAUGAACAGACUGAAUUUUCCGAGGAGAGAAUACUUGCAGCCAGAAAUUAUCAAAUGCAAAUACUAGUACAAGGUUUUGCCAGUGAUGUCAGUAAAUGCAAUGACACGAAUGUGAGGAUUAUGUGUGCCCCCCGAGGAAGCUCAAACCUCUCGCUAUUGAAAAGGAGGAAACUGGACGACGAAUCCACUGAGCUGAAGAAGGCAUCAUCAUCAUCAAUGUCGUUACUAGACUUGAAUCUCCCAUUAGAAGAGGUUGAAGAUGGAUCCAACGAUGGUGAUUGCGAUAGCGACUCUGUAUCAGAAGGCUCGGAAGCAUGGCUAGACGAAUUCCUUGAAGAAGUAGAUGAAAAGGUCAUGUUCAAACCAUAUGAUUUUGAUGAAGCAGCAGAAAAACUAGUGAAAGAAAUAAACCUGCAGUUCAGAAGGGUGUUCGGAAGCGAGGUCAUACUCGAGAUUGACUACAAAAUCAUAGUCCAAAUCAUUGCAGCAAACUGGGUAUCAGAGAAGAAAAGAGCCAUGGAAGAAUGGUUGGAGUUGGUUCUUCAUAGAAGCUUUGUAGAAGCAGAACACAAGUACCAAAUGGGGACUGGUUCUGUGAUGAAACUUGUGUGUAAAGAAGAUUGUGUAGUGGAAGGACAAGCAGCUGGGAUUCUUCUUCCUGCUAAAAUCAAAUUGAUUUGAACUCAAAGUUUUGGUUUUUUUUCUUUUUCCCUUUUUUGUUGUAAUGUAAAUUAUUAUAUUUGUAUAAUGUUAGUAUUAGCAUUUUUCACCUUCUUACUCAAGUUUACCAAAAAAAAAAAAACG